UGCACGGCGUCGUCUCGUUCCGGUAGGCAAUACCUUCACAUCCAUCUACCUUGCACGGCGCAGUACCUGUAGCAGCCGUCGUCCUCGUCGCCACAUUGCCGCCGCCGCUUCGCUUUGCUCCACCCCUGUCGCCGUCCGUCCAUCCCCUCCUCUCCGAUGCAUCACCCUUCGCACGUCUUCAGGGCGGAGCAGGGCGCGGGCGGAUACCACCACCACGUCGGGGACGGCGCCCUCCUCCCCGAGCUCCCGCGCAGCCCCAACUACAGCUCCAAGUCCUCCAGCAACCUCACCGUCUCCACCUUCGUGCCGCCGCUCGCCGUCGCGCAUGGAGGAGUAGCGCCCUCGUUCGGCAUGGCGCCGCCGGGGAUGGCCGCGGCGGCGGACGACGGCCGGUUCUGCCUACCGUGGGCGGCGCCGGCGGGCGCGGCGCAGUUCGAGAACUGGGGCGACUCCGGCAUCGUCGUCACCAGCCCGCUCACCGAGGCGACCUCCACCGACGUCAGCGGCGACAAGCAGCAAGCGCAAAUGGGUGGAGCCAUGACGCAGAGCGUCGCUGUCCACGUGGAUUCAUGCGCUGUGUCCAAGGAUGGAUCAAGCAGGGAUCAGAAGGUGCAGAGGAGGCUGGCGCAGAACCGCGAGGCGGCCCGCAAAAGCCGGAUGAGGAAGAAGGCGUACAUCGUGGAACUGGAGAGCAGCCGGGUUAAGCUGGCUCAGCUUGAGCAGGAGCUUCAGAGGGCAAGGCAACAGGGGAUGUUCAUUGCAAGUGGACGCGCUGGCGAUCUUGGAGGCUCCACCGGAGGCGCGUCGGCGUUCGACCUGGAGUACGCGCGGUGGCUGGACGAGCACCAGCGCCAUAUGACGGACCUCCGCGUGGCCCUGGCCGCGCCGCAGAUCGGCGACGACGACCUGCGCGUGCUGGUGGACGGCGCGAUGCUCCACUACGAGCACAUGUUCCGUCUCAAGGGCGCCGCCACCCGUGCCGACGUGUUCCACGUGCUGUCGGGGAUGUGGGCGAGCCCCGCGGAGCGCUUCUUCAUGUGGCUGGGCGGGUUCCGGUCGUCGGAGCUCCUCAAGGUGCUGGCGGGCCACGUGGAGCCGCUGACGGAGCAGCAGCUGGUGGGCAUCUGCAGCCUGCGGCAGUCGUCGCAGCAGGCCGAGGACGCGCUGUCGCAGGGGAUGGAGGCGCUGCAGCAGGCGCUGGCGGACACGCUCGCCGCCGCGGCGGCCGCCGGCGCCGGGGCCGGGGCGGCGGACAGCGUGACCAACUACAUGGGGCAGAUGGCCGUGGCCAUGGGCAAGCUCGCCACCGUGGAGAACUUCCUCCGGCAGGCGGACCUGCUCCGGCAGCAGACGCUGCAGCAGAUGCGCCGGAUCCUGACCACGCGGCAGGCGGCGCGCGCGCUGCUCGUCGUCAGCGACUACUUCUCCCGGCUCCGAGCGCUCAGCUCCCUCUGGCUCACGCGGCCAAGGGACUGACUGACUGAUCGGGUGGGCGGUGGACAGGCGUGUUCAAUGCGGCGUCUGUACCGUGGAUGAGAGAUUGUGGAGGUGAAAAGCGUUUGGGUUCGUCCGAAAUUGGAGAUUAGGGGUGCGUUUGGUUCUGGGGUCGAAGUGGGUUGGGUUAGAGCCGACCCCCUUCGAUCCCUGUUUGGUUGCAAAGAAGUGUGGGUUGGAUCCAACCCACAUAGGAAUAUUCCUA
Setaria italica (foxtail millet) is the source of this 1699-nucleotide messenger RNA. RefSeq names its product transcription factor TGAL3. NCBI's taxonomy places the organism in Eukaryota, Viridiplantae, Streptophyta, Magnoliopsida, Poales, Poaceae. Bases 157 to 1476 code for a protein of 439 amino acids. The record is from RefSeq and is a predicted model, not a curated record. Gene Ontology annotation, molecular function: sequence-specific DNA binding; DNA-binding transcription factor activity. Gene Ontology annotation, biological process: DNA-templated transcription; regulation of DNA-templated transcription. The transcript is spliced from 9 exons.